AUGGGCUCCUCAAUUGCUCAGAAGCGCCUCUUCCACGAAUACAAGAACCUCUCUACCAACCCUCCGGAGGGCAUCACCGCAGGCCCGGUGUCGGAAGAUGACAUGUUCUACUGGGAAGCCCUGAUCCAGGGCCCCGAGGGCACCCCCUUCGAAGGUGGCGUGUUUGCCGCCGAGCUUAAAUUCUCCAAGGACUACCCCCUCAGCCCACCGACUAUGAAAUUCGUCGGAGGCGGGGUCUGGCAUCCAAACGUCUACCCCAAUGGCACCGUCUGCAUUUCUAUCCUUCACCCGCCCGGUGACGACCCCAACCACUACGAACAUGCCUCGGAGCGCUGGUCGCCUAUCCAGAGCGUGGAGAAGAUUCUCAUCUCCGUUAUGAGUAUGCUUGCUGAGCCCAACGACGAGAGUCCUGCGAACGUCGAGGCUGCGAAGAUGUGGCGUGAACGCCGGGCUGAGUACGAGCAGAAGGUACGGGAUGAGGUGCGCAAGGGCCUGGGAUUGUGA
This is a messenger RNA of Penicillium argentinense, 504 nucleotides long. Its product is annotated as E2 ubiquitin-conjugating protein UBC7. Gene Ontology annotation, cellular component: endoplasmic reticulum; cytosol. The coding region runs from base 1 to 504 and encodes 167 amino acids. The transcript has 2 exons. Lineage: Eukaryota; Fungi; Ascomycota; Eurotiomycetes; Eurotiales; Aspergillaceae. The record is from RefSeq and is a predicted model, not a curated record.